Messenger RNA from Seminavis robusta, 1083 nucleotides. NCBI's taxonomy places the organism in Eukaryota, Bacillariophyta, Bacillariophyceae, Naviculales, Naviculaceae. The record is from the annotation of a GenBank genome assembly.
UUUAGACUUUGAGAAUCGAAUCAUUUGAGUCAAAUCACAGUCGCCUUUCGCUGGUCCAGGGAGCGGAGGACAGUGCUUGCAGCAAACUGGCUGCCAGUGCAACAAGGCUCACAAACGUAAACACUUGCCUGGUUGUUGUGGCCCUGCAACAAGCAGACAUUGCUAUCCCAGUUUGAGCUCCAAGCUCCUCCAGCCAUACCAUUAUACCCAAGUAGACUUUCCACUGGAAAAGGGAGGCUUUCGCCACCCCAUCCAUCACCGGACACCUGUCCAACAGACAUAAAAUUGUUUGUGAUCACUCGCGAAUUGCUCACUCAAUUCCACUUCGACAAGGACAACACCAUAUUGCUUUCUUCUCUUUUUGCCAUGGGUGGAAGUCCAGUCAUCACAGAGUCGUCGUCAAUGGUUGUUUCGUCGCCUCUUCAUGUCACUACCUCUCUCCAGGAGAGGUUGGUUAAGACUCCCCCUGCCUUUGACAGCCGAGCUGGCGUUCAUGUUACCGACCACAAGAGUGACGAUGGCCGUGGGUUUUUCGAGACUCCCUUGUCGGAUGACAGCAACAAUGACCGUGACACCGUUCUCUUGUUUCGCCCUUCCAAGCCACGGGAUGGUAGUUUUGUAGAUGCCAAGCACGUGGCUUUUGGCAGCAUAUCCACUCGGUGUUACGACGUGGUGAUGGGUGACCAUCCCUGCUGCAGCAUGGGUUGUCCUCUUGCGCUGGGAUGGGAGUACUCUCAAGACCCUUCCGUGUCUGUGGACGUGUAUGAGGCUUCACGGUCGCCUCGUCGCUCCAAAGCGGAUUUGAAGACCACUUGGGAACAACGGCGCAACAUGCUCAGCGACGUCUCCGAUGGGGAAGUGAAACGAGCCGAACGCAAAUUGCACCGGGAACGUAGUUGCCAGCGCAAGGUUCGUUCGCGUGUCAGUGCUGCUUUCUUUCAGAUGGACGGCAUCCCAGAAGAGACGUCAGGGCCACAGUGUAUAUAGAACAAAAAUGCUAGAUCAGCACUGGACCGACAAUGAUGGACGAGCUGUACUAUAGAGGACAAAACAACAAAAACAUACAAAGAAACCCACAAAAAA